This is a messenger RNA of Leptinotarsa decemlineata (Colorado potato beetle), 877 nucleotides long. RefSeq lists its product as uncharacterized. The record is from RefSeq and is a predicted model, not a curated record. Lineage: Eukaryota; Metazoa; Arthropoda; Insecta; Coleoptera; Chrysomelidae.
ACGAACCUCACGUCACUUUUAUCAGUGAAUCACAAAUAAUAAAAGUAGGUGGUAACAGUGGGUUUCAAUAAGAGUGACUACCUGUUCGAUUCAUAAAUAUUACGGCACCUCUUAAGAAUUUGUCAGUUACAUUCUAUAACGACAAACGGAAUUUGAAUUUAAUUGUUUGAUUGUUACUUGUGAGGGUACAAAGUUGAGAUAUUUAUUAAAAUGGCAUCAAUGCCCAGUAAACUCGAUAUUGUUAAAGCGAAAACGUACGAUUUUCUGCAAAAUGAAAGACUGUGCGGUGAAUUAGUGCAAGAGAAGGAUUUUGGAAAUAAUACUAGUCAUGAAAAUGGCCAAGCCAGACCUCAUCAUCAAAGUGUAUCGAAUGAGAAAGAAGAUCAACUAGAAGAGAAAUUGGUAGAGGAACCUGAAAGCAGCCGAUCGUCUAAAAAGAAGAAAACCAAAAUAUCUAUCAUUACUGAUUCCAGCACAGAUUUCUCAGGAUCAGCACCAAAGAGAUACACCACUACCUGUUAUAUACAGCCAAUGAAUGUUCCUUAUCGGUAUUCAGAAACAAUAUUCCUCAAGAUUGAAACGAAAAAAAGAUCACACAAAGAGAAAAUAUUCUUCAAAGACGAAAUGAUCCCCAUUAGAUGGGCAGAAACAAUGUCUACGGAAAUAACUACGUUUCCAAAAAAUAUUAUGUCAGAAAUUACGAUUCCUGUUGAAGAUGUUUUCAUAGAACUCAAUCCAGCUGCUUGAGCAACAGGAAAAAUCGCCACCGAAACAUUCCAAAUAUUUUUGCCUAAAUGGAUUUUAUUGUAAUUUUUUAACAUUGAUUGUACUUAAUGACGAAGGGAAACUGAAAAUAUAUUGUCCUUAUAAAAAACUA